AUGCCGGGAAAGCGGGUCAGGAGGCGACCUCCUCGCCAACGAGGCGGCCGACGGACCUGCUCUACAAGAAGCCGGAUAAGCAGGGCUCGGGUGGUGCCUCCUUCCCGCACUGGAAGAGGGCGCAGCGGCGGCGAUCGAGUGGCAACAGUCCAACCUCCAUCUCCCCUUCGUCGCCUCCUCUGCUGGUCAUCACAACCGACGAGGAAAUGGAGAACGGGCAGCUGAAUUCACUCCUGGAGGGGGACGAGCAGUCAUCAGAGUCCAAUUCGAACUCUAGGCAAGAU
This is a messenger RNA of Dibothriocephalus latus, 284 nucleotides long. Lineage: Eukaryota; Metazoa; Platyhelminthes; Cestoda; Diphyllobothriidea; Diphyllobothriidae. The record is from the annotation of a GenBank genome assembly.